CCAUCAUCCAAAUAUAUUUUCUACACUUUUGACCGAUUUCCAAGGAUAAUAACCCCAGAGAGUAGAGAACGGUAAAAGAAAUGUUCUCAACACUCAUUCGACCUUCUUCUCGUCUCCUUCGACAAUCUCGUGGUUUGAUACUUCACAACUCAAGUCGACCUUUACAUUUAACAUAUACUUCUCUUUCCAAUCGCUUAUUCAUCUCAACUUCAUCCGUAGCAAGUUCUGACCUGGAUCAAAAGAAUCAAGCUAUCAACACUUCAGUCCAUUUCAAAGAUUCACCCGCUUUUAAAUCCUCUGCUCAGUCAACUGUCGAUACCAAACCUGACCCAUCUCGAGCGCAUGAAGACUGGUGUUUAUUUCAUCCGGUUUACGAACCUGAUGAAUUAAAGCAAGUCAAGGUCGUUCGACAUGAACCCAAAGAUAUCUCCGAUCGAAUUGUGGCUGGCUUAGUAAAACUUAUCAGAUUCGGGUUUGAUACUGCUACUCGUUACAAACAUCCGAUCGAACACCAGGAAAACAGCGGUAAAAGUUUGAGUGAGAUGAGGAAAGCUGGUCUAGUGAUGACACCUCAACAAUGGAUGGCUAGAAUCCUUUUUCUAGAAAGUAUUGCUGGUGUUCCAGGAAUGGUGGCAGCGAUGUUGCGUCACUUUAAAUCACUUCGAAUGUCCGGUCGAGAUGGUGGCUGGAUCAGGACUCUGUUAGAAGAGGCUGAAAACGAAAGAAUGCAUCUUUUGACAUUUAUGAAGAUCAGACAGCCUGGAAUCAUCUUUCGUGCCAUGGUCUUGGGUGCUCAAGGUGUCUUCGCCAACUUGUUCUUUCUUUCCUACAUGGUCUCUCCACGCGCAGCUCACAGAUUUGUAGGCAUACUAGAGGAGGAAGCGGUGGUGACUUACUCACUUGCCAUCCGUGAACUUGAGACUGGGAGGUUACCUGAAUGGGAAAAUAUGCCGGCUCCACAGAUCGCAAAAGAUUAUUGGAGAUUGCUACCUGAUGCAAAGAUGAUCGAUGUCUUGUAUGCAGUCAGGGCCGAUGAAUCAAAUCAUCGUUUUGUGAACCAUAGUUUGGCGAACAUUGAUGCGACUUCUAUCAACCCAUUUGCGAUCAAACAACCCGACGCAGUUAUUCGUGGAACUAUACCCGGCUUUGAACGUCAAGAAUCAGAAGCCUGGGCCCGAAAAGUUGAAGAUGAAGUGAUUGCUGGUCGCAAAUCAGUUCAAGCACACAAGCCUUCUUCAGCUUGAAAAUCAUCUCCUCUCUUCAACACAAACCGAAUUCAAUGUAUUCUGCAGUCAUACUUUUUGUCUUAUAAUUUAUCUUCUUGCUUAUAUUGUAUUAUUAUCAUUUGAUUCCACCCUCAAUAUCUUUCACCUUGUUUAUAUAUCUCUCUCUCAAUGCAUAAUUAGUUAUCAUCCCCACUCAGCAUAGUUUUUAAUAUUUUAUCUUGUUUACAUACUUUUGAUUAUUUUUGUCUGAUUUGAAUUAGCUCGUCAUGUGUUUUAGCAUCACCACUCUCAUAGAAUAAACGGAUAGAAUAGCAAGGUGUAUGAUAUUUGGAUGUUGUGCAAUACUAAACCUUAUCCCCAUUCAAUUAU
This is a messenger RNA of Melampsora larici-populina 98AG31, 1595 nucleotides long. RefSeq lists its product as uncharacterized. Gene Ontology annotation, cellular component: mitochondrion. Gene Ontology annotation, molecular function: alternative oxidase activity. The record is from RefSeq and is a predicted model, not a curated record. The transcript is spliced from 10 exons. NCBI's taxonomy places the organism in Eukaryota, Fungi, Basidiomycota, Pucciniomycetes, Pucciniales, Melampsoraceae. Gene Ontology annotation, biological process: alternative respiration. The coding region runs from base 81 to 1244 and encodes 387 amino acids.